AUGCAGGGGGACAAUAAGGUUAUAGAAACAGUGAGUUUUCUGUCGGAUGAGAUGGAAAAUUUUGUGUCAUCUGGUGAGGUACCCAGAAGUUUAAAACAGCUCAAUAAGAUCGCUCAGUGCAGUGAAUUUAAUCAAAUCCUAAUGGGGGUUUCAUCUGCUAUGGCUGCAGGCAUUUUCGACGGUUUCAAUGCAGCUAACCCUAAAACCGAUGUUGCGAAGAAGGUAGUUGACAAGCUUUUAACGGCGACUGGAAUAGGUUUUAUUUCUGUUCUUGUCAGAAGUUUCGCCAGGAAUUUGGUUUUAUCACUGUUUGAAAACAUGCAAACCCUACAAACGCUGAUCGAAAAUAUUCUCAACAAUUCUAGAAGCGGUUUCGUUGCUGAAUGUGUUGAGGGCUUUGUGGGCACUGCCAUGGCAGUUUAUCUGGACAAGACUGUGGACAUUAAUGUGUAUGAAGAGAUCUUUCAGAGGCGAAACAAGGCAAGGAGAACGAUAUAG
Cryptomeria japonica (Japanese cedar) is the source of this 498-nucleotide messenger RNA. Its product is annotated as protein PHLOEM PROTEIN 2-LIKE A10-like. Bases 1 to 498 code for a protein of 165 amino acids. The record is from RefSeq and is a predicted model, not a curated record. NCBI's taxonomy places the organism in Eukaryota, Viridiplantae, Streptophyta, Pinopsida, Cupressales, Cupressaceae. The transcript has 2 exons.